UUUGCCUUUCCACGUUGUUAAUACCUUAAUACAAAUGCAGUUAGAGUAACAACUGUUACUCAGUCUCCUUUUUUAGUUUAGCGAGAGGUAGCAAGGGUGAAUAAAUCAACCAGUGAAUACAGAGGAGCACCCGUGAGUUCAAAUCCAGCAGCAGCGGCAGCAGGACACGACCUGCGGUACCUCAUCUCUCACGGAGGAGAUCCCGAAAGAAACCCCCGCCCCCGCCUCUACACACACACAGCCAUGGCAGACAACGCCGGCUUGGAAAACCACCGCAUCAAGAGCUUUAAGAACAAGGGGCGGGAUGUCGAGACUAUGCGAAGGCAUCGAAAUGAGGUGACGGUGGAGUUGAGAAAGAACAAACGAGACGAACAUCUACUGAAGAAGAGAAACGUCCCACAGGAGGAGAGUCUGGAGGACUCUGAUGUCGAUUCAGACUUCAAAGGGCAAAAUGUUACACUAGAUGCCAUCUUACAGAACGCAACCAGUAACAACGCUGUCAUCCAGCUCAGUGCUGUGCAGGCAGCCCGAAAACUGCUCUCCAGUGACAGAAACCCGCCCAUUGACGACUUGAUAAAGUCUGGCAUCCUGCCAAUUUUAGUCAAUUGCCUGGAAAGAGACGACAACCCCUCUCUUCAGUUCGAGGCAGCUUGGGCUCUGACCAACAUUGCCUCUGGGACGUCGGCACAGACUCAAGCUGUGGUUAACUCCAGUGCAGUGCCGUUGUUCUUACGACUGCUAAGCUCUCCCCACCAGAACGUAUGUGAACAGGCCGUCUGGGCGUUGGGAAAUAUUAUAGGUGAUGGCCCACAGUGCAGGGAUUAUGUCAUCUCCUUGGGUGUGGUCAAGCCGCUGCUCUCCUUCAUCAACCCUUCCAUCCCCAUCACCUUCCUACGCAAUGUCACAUGGGUCAUCGUGAACCUCUGUCGCAAUAAGGACCCGCCUCCGCCCAUGGAGACGGUGCAAGAGAUUUUGCCUGCUCUCCGUGUGCUAAUACAUCACACAGAUAUAAAUAUUCUCGUUGACACAGUCUGGGCUUUAUCCUACCUGACGGACGGCGGCAACGAGCAGAUCCAGAUGGUCAUCGAUUCCGAUGUUGUCCCGCAUCUCGUGCCUCUUCUCAGCCACCAGGAGGUCAAAGUGCAGACGGCAGCUCUGCGGGCGGUGGGAAACAUUGUGACUGGCACAGACGAGCAGACACAAGUUGUUCUCAACUGCGAGGUCCUCAGAUACUUCCCCAACUUGCUCACACACCCAAAAGAAAAGAUCAAUAAGGAAGCAGUCUGGUUCCUGUCCAACAUUACAGCUGGGAACCAGCAGCAGGUCCAAGCUGUGAUCGAUGCCGGGCUCAUCCCAAUGAUCAUUCACCAACUGGCCAAGGGGGACUUUGGCACUCAGAAGGAGGCGGCGUGGGCCAUCAGUAACCUCACCAUCAGUGGAAGGAAGGACCAGGUGGAAUACCUGGUGGAGCAGAACGUCAUACCUCCCUUCUGUAACCUGAUGCUAGUCAAAGAUCCUCAGGUGGUGCAGGUGGUCCUGGACGGCCUCAAGAACAUCCUCAUCAUGGUGGGCGACGAAGCCAGCACCAUCGCCGAGAUCAUCGAGGAGUGCGGAGGCUUGGAGAAGAUUGAGAGCUUGCAGCAACAUGAAAACGAGGACAUCUACAAGCUAGCUUUUGAGAUUAUUGAUCAGUACUUUUCAGGAGAUGAUAUUGAUGAAGAUUCCAGCUUGAUCCCUGAGAGCACUCAAGGAGGAACCUUCAACUUUGACCCUGCUUCCAACAUGCAAACAAAGGAGUUUAAUUUCUAAAAAAGAAAAAAAAAAGCCAGGAUGUUGGCUUCAACCAGCUGCACGGGUACUCUGUAAAUCCCCUUCCCUUCCUCUUCCUCCUCCUCCUCCUCCCAGCGCACACUGAAAUUCAUCCAGCCUGCUCCCAACCUGGAUGCAUCACUUCAACAUGGGUCCUCACAGUCGUCACCGAGGGAUUAUUUCAGCUCCCUUGCAGGGCUGCUGACUUUUUUUUUUUUUUGGGCAGACUUGCACCACAGCAAAGUUUAUCUUCUUUUCCCCCAUCAUAUCACACAAUGGCAGUGAUCUUCACAAGCACACUUUAAACACAUUUUGACAAUUCACCAAGCCAUCAUGUCACUAACGGGGGAGAAUUACUGCUGUUUUUUGGUCUUUUUGUUUUUGUGCUUUUUCCCCACCACACCCACUCUUAGCAUCUUCAAGCACCCCCCCCCCCCUUCCCCCCACACCACAGCUAAGCCAUGAUUAACCCCCUCCCUGCUCCUGCUCCUGCUCCACUCCGCUGAGGGUGAAACAGCUCCAUGAUGGAAAACGGUCUUUUUUUCAUUAUGAAACUACCUUCAGACUUCAUGAUGUCACUUUGACUUUGCUUUUUUCCACUUUAAAUGAAUCAGACUGUCCCUCCCCCUAACAAAUGCAAGUUAAUGUCAUUAUUCUUUCCAUGUAAAACAAUGAACUGAUAAGAGGUUUUUUGACAAGUGCAGAGACUUGCUGUUACAUGUCCACUAUAGGACACUUUGUUCAUGACUCCCCUCCAAUGUGAAACUGGCUGGUAUUUUUUGGGGGAGGAUGGCAGCAGUGCAGUUUUUUUUUUUUUAACCGACCUGAGACUGAUCAUUUUUGAAGUUUUUGGUUAUACGUGUUUUGAAACAUAAUUUUUAAAAGUUUUACUUCACGAUGUGGUCACUUCUAGUUGGAGCUUCCGUGACUUUUUUUUUCUUUGGACCUUUUCUCCCUCUCUUCAGUCUUACAACAUCCGGAAACGUACAAAGGAGUCUUAGGGCCACACUGACAAGACAAAAAAGUUAAAAUUACAACAAAAAAGGUGUAACGUUAUGAGAAUAAUAACAUGGAAAAUGAUAUCACACCAUGAGGAAAAAGUUGUAAAUGUAUGCAGAAAAAGUCUUUUGCAAGGAAAAAAACAACAAACAUCUAUGAGAAAUUAGUCGCACUGUUUUAAAAUGAAUGUCCCAGUAUGACAGGUAUUUGGUAUUUAUCAAAAAUGUAAGAAAUUGUAAUGCUACGAUGGCUGCACGGGUGCCGAAUGGUUAGCAUGUUGGCCACACAAAAAGUGUAGCAUUACGAGCAUACCAUCGUAAUAUUACAAGCAAAAACACUGUAAUGUCAAGGUGAUAAUGCAACAUAUGAAAAAUCUGGGAAAAAGUUUCAAGAACAAAGUCUCAGAACAGUUUUAAUAUCACAAGAAUAAAGUCAUAAUAUGUGAUGAAGUUGUAAAGUUAUGGGAAGAAAUCUUGAGAUCAUGAGAAACGAGACAGAAUUUUAUGUUCGCGAUAACAUGAGUAAAAAAAAUUUCAAGUAUUAAAUCACUUAAGUGGUAUGUUUUGUGCAAAAGGCAACAUUAUUGGAUUGGUUGGAAUAUUCAUAAAUUGCCAAAAAAAAACAUUCAACUACAAGUCUAAGUUUAUUUCUCUUGAAAUUGGACAUCAUUAUUCUUCAAAAAAAUGUAUACUAUGUUUGGACUAUAAUUGUUUUAAUCUUAGUUAUGAUUUGGGAAAUGCAAAGAAUGUAAAACAAGGUUAUUGUAAAUGUUUUCCCUUAUGUAUAAACACAAUUUUAUCGUAAUAUUGCAGCAUAAUUCAGUUAAUAUUAUUUACUUUUUCUUGUGAUGCAACAGUUCUCAUAAUUGUACAUUUUUUAAAAUCUUAACUUUCUUUUUGCAAUAUUCAAAUUAGUUUUUAUUUCUUUUACAAUUCGGUUUCAUGAAACAGGCUAACACUUAAGUCUCAUAUUACGACAUCUUGUAAAAUGAAUACUUUAUUCUCAUAAUAUUCAGUGUCCUGACUUUUUCUCAACUUAUUUGUACUGUUUUGUUUUUUUUGUCUUGUCAGCGUGGUCCUAAUAUUCCUUUUUAAAGCGUUAAUUAAAAAAGGAAAAAAAAAAACAUUAACUUGGGGGAUGGCACAGUACUACUUCACGCCUUUUGGACAAAGCUCACGUGUCAUCACUCGGUUUGAACACUUUGUAUACAAAAAUGUGAUGUGUAUCUCUCCACGCAUAUAUACAUAUAUAAAUAUAUAAAAUAUAUUGACAUGAAGCCUGUACAAAGCUGCUGCAGCUGACACUCGGUGGACGACGGUGAUGAUGGUGGGAAUGACCUCGCUGUCAAUGAUGGCUGCCGAGGCUCUUGUUUUUUUUUUCUUUAUUUUUAUUUUGGACUUGCAUAUGUAUUGUGAUGACAUGCUGAUUUAUUGUUGGAACAGAACAAUUUUUUUUUCCUUCGUAGUGGUGUCGGGCUGAUACCAGCUGAUGUUGAGAUAUUUUAACGCUCCUCUGGUCGGCUGCUAACUACUGAGAGGGGAUUGGGGGGGUCGUGCUAGUCGUUUAUAACGGAACACAAUUCUAGAACGAGGGUGUACAGUCAGUCAUGCACUAGCAGACUGAGAGCGAGCCACUUUAAAGAUUUACAAUUAUGUUUGCCUUGUAGCCAAAUUGGAUACAAGCUUAUGUUUGCAAGAUUUUUACUUGCUCGUAAAGAAAAAAAAAUGAAAAAAAAGUUGUUUUAAAUGAAUACUAGAAGAAAAAAAAAACAACAGACAGCAUUUUGGCCUCUGAUUGUUUAUAUCUUUUUAUAAAUUUUAGAUUGAAACUCUUCUCUUUAAGGUGGCUCAUUGAUGCUUUCAACUCCUGUGCAUUAUUAAAGACAAAUAUGAGUUGACAAAAAACAUUGGUGCCUUUUUUUCUGUCAUUUCAACUUAAACAAUAGAUUAAUAAUAGAAUGGAGCAGAGGCUUGCAAGUUUGGGACAGUGCAUUGUGUUUUUUUCUGCUCACCUCUUGACUGUAUGACCAAACAAUUGUUCCAUUUUUACUUUAACAUGGCCUUUGUUUGCACAGCAGGUUUAAAAAAUAUUUUGUAUUAAUUUUGCUCAUGCUUUCUUGUGGAGUUUUAUGUGUUCCUCCUGAUUUCUGAAGAAAUUGGUCCAUUUGUUACCAUAGACCAUUCAAAAAAUUUUUAUUUUACUGAAGUUGCCAGUGACGUUUUCGGACGUUUGAUAGGAAUAUGGCAAAAGUUUCCAUUUUGCCUUAAACGUGUCCCAAGUUAGCACAGUAGGUUCAAACAUUUUCUUCAUUUUUCUCAAGUUGGUUGUGGAGUUUUCAGCUGGCCUUCGGCUAUAUAGCACCUAAAGUUUGGCCUUGUUUUAUUUUUAAAAGUUAUUAAAGGCAGUUAUCUUGGCUUCGA
This is a messenger RNA of Doryrhamphus excisus (bluestripe pipefish), 5228 nucleotides long. RefSeq names its product karyopherin alpha 3 (importin alpha 4) (gene kpna3). Gene Ontology annotation, biological process: protein import into nucleus. Gene Ontology annotation, molecular function: nuclear import signal receptor activity; protein binding. Lineage: Eukaryota; Metazoa; Chordata; Actinopteri; Syngnathiformes; Syngnathidae. The record is from RefSeq and is a predicted model, not a curated record. Gene Ontology annotation, cellular component: cytoplasm.